UUGGUGGCCGGCCGGAAGGCAGCGCACCGAGAUGGCGGCCGCGGCGGGCAGGGGGGCCCUGGGGCCCGCAGCCGCUUGGAAGAUGCUGGGGAAGAGGAUGGAGGCGGUGGCACCCGCAGCGUGGGUUCGUUGUCUCUUUACGAAGUCAAGAAUUCCAGACUCGGUAUUUCAGCCACGACCUGGAGAUCAUGAGAAGUAUGGAGGUGACCCUGAGCAGCCCCACAAGAUCCACGUUAUUACUAGAAUUAAAAGCGUAAUUGGUCGCCCUUAUUGGGAAAAGAAGAUAAUACAUGAUCUUGGAUUGGAUAAAGCACAUCGGCCGAUACUGCACAAAAAUAUCCCUUCUGUAAAUUCCAAACUGAAAGUUGUUAAACAUCUGAUAAGAAUACAGCCCCUGAAACUACCUUACGGGUUGCCAACAGAAGAGGAAAUGACAGACACCUUUCUUACAAGCAAGGGAGAGCUUAUCAUUAAACGGCAUCUGAAACCUGUGGAGCAGAAAGCAAUUAAGUCAUAAGCUGUGCUGGUUGGAUUUAUGUAAAAUAAAGUAGAUUAUUUAAAUCCUGGGUUAAGAUUUUGUGUAUGAAAUGAAAGCUUAAUUCUUCCCCUCUGGUAUGAAUGGUUAAGGUGAUAUUGAUGCUUAAAGAAGUGUGUACAAAUGUAAAAUUCAAUUUUGUUAUUAUUUGCCCCAAAUAUUAAAUGAAUGAUAGGCCUAUG
Molecule: messenger RNA, 717 nt
Organism: Neopsephotus bourkii (Bourke's parrot)
Lineage: Eukaryota; Metazoa; Chordata; Aves; Psittaciformes; Psittacidae
Gene: MRPL30
Product: mitochondrial ribosomal protein L30
Exons: 5
Coding region: 32-517 (161 amino acids)
Biological process (GO): translation
Cellular component (GO): mitochondrion; large ribosomal subunit
Molecular function (GO): structural constituent of ribosome
Source: RefSeq, a predicted model, not a curated record